AUGUUCUUUCUGCUUCUAACCAAUGCCUUUUACCGCUUCAUCACAAUUAAGAUAUAUUUGCCCAAAUCACAAGCGAACAAAUUAUUCUUCCAUCCUUUCUUAUCGAAUUCUUUUUCUUCCAAGUCGAUCCAUUUUCUUUCUCAACAGCAACAAACAUUCCAAAUUGCCAAAAGGAAACUACCAAACAAACAAACGCCAAGAUUUGUGAACGCCAUUGCGUUAUUUCGAUGCGACGGAUUUCCACCCAAGGCUAAAGAGCCUCUCACUGUGCUUCUCCCCCGUUUCUCUCUCACUCUGCUUUCUACUUCUUUUGACACGCUCUCUCUGGCUAUCUAUCCAUUAAAUCAACAAUUGGCUUCGAUUUCAGAGAGAAAAUUCACCUUCACUGUCUCUCUCUCUCUCUCUCUCUCUCUCCCUUUCUUUCUGUCCAUCUCUCUGCUUCUCUUUGGCCUCUCUCUACCUGCCCCUGUCUUUGGCCUAUCUCUACCUCUCUGUGUCUCUCUCUCUGACUCCUCUCUCUCUCUCUCUCUCUCUAUCUAUCUAUCUAUCUAUCUUUACUUCUUCCUAUCUCUCUCUCUGUGUCUCUUUUUGUCUAUUGUCACUCCCUCCCUCCCUCCCCCUCUCUUUCAAUUUUCUCUGUUUCUCUUCCUCUUUUGUGCUUUAUGUGCAUCACUCUCUCUUUCUCUCUCUCUUUCUCUCUCUGACUUUCUGACCUACGCUCCGACAGCCAUGACCAACAUUCUUUCUCUUUCUUUCUUUCUUUCUUUCUUUCUUUCUUUCUUUCUUUCUUUCUUCCCUAUUCUUUUACAACAGCAACUAGCGGGACCAGAAGCUGGAGCAGGCCUUGGUGACAACGUCCCUGUCUAUGUUGCCCGUGGUGUCCCUGAUGGCUACCUUGGGAGCCUCCUGAGUAUUGCAUAUUUUUUGUCCCCGCCCCCAUAUUCUGAUUCAAAGAUCAUAUUUCUCUCUCUCUCUCCCCUUUCCUCUGUCUCUUUCUCUCACUCUCCUCUCCCCUCUCUCUUUCUGUCCCUUUCCUCCCCACUCCCUGUCUCUUUCGUUUCCUCUCUCUUUUUCUCUUUCUUCCCCCCUCUCUCUUUCUUCCCCCCUCUCUCUUCUACUCUCUACUUUUUUUUCUCUCUGCGGGCCGUUUCUCUGAUGCAAGCUAUUCAUUGGGUGAAAAACACCCUGAGGCCAGGUCACAGGUGUGGGAAAAGCCGCCUUGAAAGGUUAACACCCUAA
Acanthosepion pharaonis is the source of this 1239-nucleotide messenger RNA. NCBI's taxonomy places the organism in Eukaryota, Metazoa, Mollusca, Cephalopoda, Sepiida, Sepiidae. The record is from the annotation of a GenBank genome assembly.